UAGCUGGCAGAAUAUCUGGUUUUUUUUUGCAUUUUGCGUUUUCAACUGAAGUUUGCGAAUAAGCCGAAGCGUGGAAGACCACAGAACUCAAACUAAUCGACAGAAAACCAUCUGCAAGUCGGUGAAGAAAUUGCACGUUGAUCGUUGUUUUUUUUUCUCGACAUUUUCUGGUAAAAGCCCGUGCGUGUGUGUGAGUCUCUCUCGCUCUUCCUUUUUUUUUUAGUCUAUGCGUGUGUGUGUGGUCGCAUAAAUUUACCGAUAUUUCGCCUGUGAGAGCGAAAAAAGAGGCGAGUAAAGUAAAACGAAACAGGCAGAAAAACAGGAGCAGUUUUGUUGAAAUAUUGGUAUAAAAAACGCAAACCAAACAGGAACAACAAAUAGCUAGGCAAAAACAGGACGCACAAAAACUAAAAUCAAAGCGAAGAGAGGCGCAAAGCGGAGAGAGUGAAAUUCUCAACAACAACAACGACAAGAACAACACCAGAAGUAGCAGCAGCAGCAACAACAAAAAUGAUCAAAUCCACAAUGAGCGAUGCAGAACUCUUUGAACCUCCGAUGACCAUUACCCCAGAGCAUGAGUUGCGUUUUGUGGGUCCCUUCAACCGACCCGUUGUCACAAUCAUGACUCUGCGCAGCAACCAGGGUCUGCCUCUGGUCUUCAAGAUCAAGACAACCGCCCCGAAGCGCUACUGCGUGCGUCCAAACAUCGGCAAGAUCAUGCCCUUUCGAUCGACCCAGGUGGAGAUCUGCCUCCAGCCAUUCAUCUACGAUCAGCAGGAGAAGAACAAGCACAAGUUCAUGGUGCAGAGCGUCAUUGCACCAUACGAUGCUGAUCUAACCGAUUUAAAUAAAUUGUGGAAGGAACUGGAGCCCGAGCAGCUGAUGGACGCCAAACUGAAGUGCGUUUUCGAGAUGCCCCGCGCUGAGGCAAAUGCUGACAACACCAGCGGUAGUGGCACCAUUGCCGGUGGAACCGGAGUUGCCGGUGGCGGAAGCGCGGGGGCCAAUACUAGCUCAGCCAGCGGCGAAGCGCUCGAGAGCAAGCCGAAGCUGGAGAGCUUUGUGGAUAAGCCAUCCAAUUUGCCCGAUGUGUCAAAGAAUUUGGAGGCAAUGGCCGGAGAGAUUAAGGAGCUGCGUGAAAUCAACAUCGAACUACGAAAAGAGAAUCUUCACUUGAAGGAUCAAGUCACACGUUACCGGAGCUCGCCGGCCGUCAAACAGGUGAAUGAGCCCUAUGCCCCAGUCCUGGCUGAGAAGCAGAUUCCGGUCUUUUACAUUGCAAUUGCCAUUGCUGCGGCCAUUGUUAGCCUCCUGCUGGGUAAAUUCUUUCUCUGAAUGCCAUAAACGAACGCCAGCAACAUGCUACAUGCUACGUGCAGCAAAAGUAACAGCAAGAACAGCGGCAACACCAUCAUACAGCAACAGCAAAAGCAGCAGCAACUAACAACAGCAACCACAACGAAAGAACAACAGCAGCAGCAGGAGCAUUAAGAUCCAUAAUCGGCAAAAGAAGCAAUCCACAGAGACGAAUGUUAAGCUGACUAAACCGGGGACCGUAUAUAUACGGAUAUGAUAAAAAUCAAAAAUAAUCAUUGUUUGUUAGUGAAGCAAAUAUCGCUCAGAGUAAUGAUUAUGAUGUGAGAGUUGUUGUUUAACUCCAAAAUAUUGCUCAAAGUCAGAUUGCAGUUAUAUUGAUACGAAUUUUAACAUGAUUUAAAUGUAAAGCAUCCGCAACAUUUUUAAGCUGUAUUUACAAGAAUUCGCUGGGAAUGAUCGCAACCGGACUUUGAGUAAUACGAAUAUACGAAUCUCUCACAAAAUAAUCAAUACUUAAAAAUAGGAAUAAUAACGAAUGAUUACCUUGGUCCCUGAGCUAAUAAAAAAAAACAGCAGAGAAAGGGUAAAAUAGGAGAGACGUAAAAAUCGUAUUUUCGCAAAGAGGAAAAUCUCUCAAGAAAUAUUUAAAAUCCGCUAAGAUCCCAUACGUAUAAUUGCUCAGAUUUUCGAUUGCAUUUUUUCGCUAUUAUUAAUUAAGAAUUUUAGUUUAAAAUGCUUUUUUUAUUCGUUUUUGAUACAUUUUCAACCCGGAAAAGUAAAGUAUUUCAAAGAAUAACCAAAAUUAUCAUUAAUCAUACCUUCUCGACGAAUCUAAAUGGAAAACCAAAUUGUUACUUGAGUGCGAGAAUAAACUUUAGUUUUUUACA
Molecule: messenger RNA, 2204 nt
Organism: Drosophila yakuba
Lineage: Eukaryota; Metazoa; Arthropoda; Insecta; Diptera; Drosophilidae
Gene: Vap33
Product: vesicle-associated membrane protein-associated protein B/C
Exons: 7
Coding region: 511-1335 (274 amino acids)
Biological process (GO): endoplasmic reticulum membrane organization
Cellular component (GO): endoplasmic reticulum membrane; plasma membrane
Molecular function (GO): FFAT motif binding
Source: RefSeq, a predicted model, not a curated record